This is a messenger RNA of Photinus pyralis (common eastern firefly), 1093 nucleotides long. Its product is annotated as D-beta-hydroxybutyrate dehydrogenase, mitochondrial-like. The record is from RefSeq and is a predicted model, not a curated record. Bases 33 to 1031 code for a protein of 332 amino acids. Lineage: Eukaryota; Metazoa; Arthropoda; Insecta; Coleoptera; Lampyridae. The transcript has 5 exons.
AUUUCAGUGGAAGCGCUGUUCAGUUUCAAAAAAUGACGGAUCCUCACGUCCAGAUAAAAAAGAUUUGGAACAACAUGGAUGAGCAGACAGCUCUAGUUCUGGCAUUACAGCUGAUAGCUUUAUUUUCAAUAGCGGGUGCGCUACUUCUUUACCUACUGUGCAAGAUCCGGAACAACUCCAGCCUGGAGUCCGGUGAGAAUAUGGUCUGCGGUGGAAAACCUAUACUGGUGACAUCGUGUGACAAUGCCUUAGGUUUACAGAUUGCAAUGCACUUCGCGAACCGGGGGUUCCGCGUGUUUGCGGGGUUGAAAGAGGGUGCAUCUUCUGGAUCACCCCAUGAUAGUGCGUCCGCCAGAGUCAUAAGAGCAUGGCAGAAGCAUAGAGAGAGUCUUUCGGUGCCAUUACAAGGAUCAUUGAUCGCCCUUCCCUUAGAUGUUACUAGGGAAGAUAUAUCUCACGAAGCCGUCGAUAUUAUAAGAGCUCACCUUCCGGCCGGCGAGGAUGGAAUAUGGGCAGUAAUCAACACUAGUGGGAUCUCAUAUCGGGGAAGGUUUGAUCAGCAAGAUGUGACAUACUGGGACGCCAUGCUAAAAACGAAUGUAAUUGGCGUUCUAAGAACAGCAAGGAUAUUUCAAAGCUUGUUGCGUAAGACAAGCGGUCGUAUUAUUAAUAUAGGUUCAACAAAUGGUGAAGAAUCUGGACUAGUCGCCUACACGGCAACUAAGUACGCUAUACAGGGCGCUAGCAACGCGCUCCGCCAAGAGUUCUCACCUUUAGGUAUUAAGGUCAUUACAAUCGAUCCACGUGGUAUUUUACCAGAGUUAAUGUAUUCGAUGCCUAAAAUAAGAAGCAAGGAAGACAAUGAAGUAGCCUUAAACAUAAGCGGCGUUUUAGACUAUCAACCUCUUAUACUCACCUCUAAAGCUCUCGAAAUUAUAGACGUAGCGGUUUCAUCAGCCGAGCCUAAACAGACCUACACACUAAUGCAGAGGCCAUACUGGUGCAAACCAUUAAGAUUAAUACACGUGUAAUAAUAAUGUUAUUUGUAAGUGUUUCUUGUAGAUCUUAUGCAGUAAAAGCAUUGUUGCAUUUA